Molecule: messenger RNA, 10933 nt
Organism: Thrips palmi
Lineage: Eukaryota; Metazoa; Arthropoda; Insecta; Thysanoptera; Thripidae
Gene: Tmem131
Exons: 31
Coding region: 312-8645 (2777 amino acids)
Cellular component (GO): membrane
Source: RefSeq, a predicted model, not a curated record
GGCCGAAGGGACCGAACCCGAACCCGAAACCCGAAGCGAGAGGAGGAAGAGUCCGGGACGGGGACAGGCAGAGAUCGCACAAAGGCCUCGGCCUCGACUAGAAAUCGUGAAUCGCAUCGCGCAGAUGCCCCGCGCGAAGGCCAACCCCGAGCGAAUAUGUCCGAGUACUUCAUCUGGAUUUCCGUCUUGCUGCUCACGUUGCUGGACGCUGCCGUGAAAUCGCAAGUCUCCGUGCGUGACAAGUCACAAGCAGUUUCCACCGCAUUGGGUGGGGAGCCAUAAAGCAGCUGACAGCUGCUUCGCCUUGGACCAUGGCAUUUCAUCGACUCACUGGAGUUCUGUUUGUCAUUGCCUUUUUCCACCCCAACCACAAUGCCCGCUACGUGGUCGGGCCCAUUCCGGUGGCAUCGCACGCGAACACGGACGCGGACGCCGAGCCCGUCAGAAUGGCGAAACUCGAGGCUAAAGGCGCCCACAGUACACACAUUAGUAUGGAGGGGGAGAAAAUGCAGCUCCAGUUCACCCCACCCUCGUUAGACUUUAACAAAUGCACUGUUGGCACGGCUCGUUCAGAGAAGGUGCUUGUACAGAAUACUUAUAGAGAUAAAUCAGUACAGUUACUCUCCAUAUCAGGAACUAGUGCCCAUGUGCAUAGUUCACUUUUUGAAGACAAGGUCCUGCCUCCAUUACAAAACACAUCUUUUCACAUUGUGUUUGUGGUCAGAGAACUGGGUCCCUUCCUCAGCCCUUUGUUUAUUCAUACUUCUGAGGGCACACACAAAUUUAUGGUGGAAGGUAUUGGUGUGGAGAGUCCCUAUCGACUUCAACCUAUAGUGGUAAAGCGGUUGCCAUUAAAUGGAGUACUGAAACAACAAAUCACUAUUCACAAUCCGCACCCCGUUCCAAUCACUGUUUUGGAGUUGGUUAAAAACAUAGAAGAUUUAAGAUUAGAUCUACCGUCAGGGAGAGGGCAAGGAUCUCAAGCUUUGUGGAAAUUACCUCCAUACUCCACAAAAACUAUAAUGAAUGCUCAUUUCAAGGCUUCUACUAUUAAUAAUUUUACUGGUUACAUUAGAAUGAAGACAGACCAGAAAGAUGGUAUUUUAUUCAUUCCAGUUGAUAUAACAGUCUCUGUAAACCCAGGGUUGUACAUUUCUGAAGACAAACUCGACUUUGGGUUUGGUAGCUCUUUGCAAGAGCCAUCAACAUAUACUUUAGAAGUCUUAAACAGCGCUCGCCGGGCUAUUAAAGUCACUAAAAUCGAGGCUGAGCCAUCUUCAGAAGCAAUUAAAAUUAAUUUUGAACCUCUGAAGGUACCACCAAACAACACCCAUCCAGUCUUCAUUGCUUCUAUAACUGUAGAUUGGAAAAGAGCCUGUGAGGAAAAGCUCACAUCAGGCAAGUUAAUCUUGCGAUCGAAGGGAGGUCAAGUUUUAUUGACAGUGCCAUAUAGUCUUAAUCCGCAAGAGGGUACUCUUGGGUACGAUAAAUAUAUUACAACAUUCUGGGCUGGAAAUGAGGCCAGAAAUGCCAUGCUUAUCGAUUUCUGGGUACAGAAUGAUUACAAGACUCCCCUUGCAAUAAGUAGAGUAGAGCUUCAACCUCUAGCUCCAAAGCAGAAAAAUAAGGCUUUGAAGCUAGAACCGACAGUUCUGUCUCCAGGAGACAAACUAACAUUAAUGAAGUUAGGAAAGCCAUCCUCCGUGAAGGGAAUGGCUUUCCUUGUUGUUUUUACUAACAUUACAGCAAUAAAUAUAACGCUUAACAGUUAUGAUGGCAAGCUUCAUCCUAUAAUGCUUUCUCUAAGGCCAGAUGAAGAUUUGGACUUGGGGCUUGUGGGACAUGGGUGUGUAAAGGAAGGGUUUUUUGCUCUCCUGAAUUUGAAUCCUUUAGCUAUUGAAAUUACAGACUGGAAGAUAACUUACAACAAUGCCAACUUAGAACUACUUGGCAUUGACAAAGAGAAAUUUUCAACAACAAAUCUCCUUGCUCGCACAAGUUUUACUGACUAUGACAGGUCAAAUAUUCGUGUUGUUGAGGCUGGAAGCUAUGCUGUUUUUCGGCUCCGAGUUCAGGCUCCAAGCCACAAUGAGAAUAUUGUAGAAACCAUCAUGGUUUUUACUGAGUAUGAAGAUAUUAAAAUACCUUUCCGAUUGAAUGUUCUUGAUGGAUCUCUUGAAAUGGUGAAGGAUUCCCUUGUGCUUCCAGAUUGUUUUCCUGGAAAGCAUUGCUUUGCCACUGUUCAAGUUCAGUCAACUUUUCCUGCACUUAUGUUGGUGGAGUCCGUGGUAUCAGUACCACACUCCUCUGAUUUGCGGUUUUAUUUUCCUCAGUUGAAACAAAAUAUUGCCAAAUCCAUCAUAAAUCCCAGCACCACAUCCAGUAUUGGCCAUUUGCUUUGGGGUGGCAAGGAUGCUCCUGAAGAGUUAAUUUAUGUGGAAGGCUACUCUGAUCCUGCCAACACUCCUUGUAUGCAGCUACUAGGUCUUCCACCUAGAACUAAAGAUAUUGACCUUGGUGUGAUGCAACGAAAUUGGGACCGUUUCAAGAAGCUUACUAAUAAUGGGAAGGAUCAAUGGAAAAAUUAUACUUUUCUCAUGGACACAUCGGGGGUCCGAAACUUUCCUUUCGAGGUAAAAGUUCGUCUGAUUUGGCCACGAUUGACCAAUAUUACAGACCAGAUUGUCAAAUUUCCCCUAACGCAAGUGGGGAAUACAUCCUACUCUACAGUUGAAAUUAUUAAUUCUGCAUCCUCAGCGUUGCUUUUGCACAUAGUGUUAGAGGAUGAUUACCCUGGGGCAAAUGAGUUGCUCUCUUCUUUGCCAGCAAGGUUACUUCCCUCAUGUUCAGACUGUCCAGAGGUUGGCAAAGGAAAGAAAAGUUUUGGAUUAAAGUCUCAAGGUGUAACGUCCAGUGAGGAAUCGUCUCUGCUACAAGAGGCUGGGGUCCAUCCUAGAACGUUGCUACUCUUACUAGGCCCAUUGCAGUCAUCCAGGAUAUUUGUAACAUUUACUCCAACUGAAACUGGUACCAGCAGUUCGACACUUAUUAUUAGAAAUAGUUUGACAGUAUUAGAGGUACUGAUGUUGAAAGGCAAAGCUGCUAAACCUCAAUUUAGGUUUGGUAACCGCCAUCCAGGUACUUCUAUCCCUUUUACAUUUGAUAUUCCAGAAAAUCUUCUUCAAGAGUGUGGUCGCAUAAGGGCACCCAUGUCACCUCAGAUUGACAGAAACCUGAAUGUAAGAAAAUCUGAUGCCGUCGAUGAUGAAGAGGUUGCCGACAGCCUGGAAGAAACUCUUGAUGAGCUGCACAAUAUGUACCCUGUUCCUUUUAUGACGGUAAAGCGACUUAUCACUGCUCGCAACAGUGGCAACCUCCCGAUUACAGUCUCGUCCAUUUCAAUUAAUGGUUCGCCUUGUGAAGGGAAUGGUUUUCACAUCAUUGACUGCGAGCCGUUCCUGCUCCUGCCGAACGAAGGGAGGCGUAUAGACAUUGCACACACUCCAGGCUUCACCUUCUCCCGCCUCCGGGCACUUUUAGAAUUCCACACUAGUAUGGGAUUCCCCGUCAACUUUACCCUUGAGUCCUUUGUACCACCAGAAUACUUGCGGCCUUGCUAUGCUGCCAUGCCACGACCUCGAUGGGAGGCUUUUCUUCUGCUUUCCUCUACCUGCGUGAUGACAUUGCUGCUAUUUGGUGUCCUUAUUGCUGCAUUCCUUGACACUGAUAGAAUUAUGCACAGUUCAUUUUUCACUGUAGCAAACCUUGCUCCUAUACUUGACUUGAAUCUCAUUGAUGACAGCAUGUUUGGAAAUAAAGAAGAAAGUGAAGAGGUAGAAAAAUUAGCCAAGCGCCACACCACACCAGAGAUUACAUCAGGCGAAACAGAUUAUUUGCCUGCAUCCCCCCCUGCAAAGGUCUCAUCCGUUGUUAUGACAGUGUCGCAAAUCACAAGACCGACUCAAGCUGCUGUACUGGGAUCUUCCCACGGGUCUCCUCCGGGCCCCUCUCAGGGAUCCCCUCAAGCACUUUCUCGCGCAUCGUCUCAUGGCUCCUCUCCGGGCGCUUUUGGCUAUCCCUAUGGAAACAGCCACUACUUGCGUCAGUCUCACCCGACCCAUGCGCCGUCACAGGUGCACUCAUCGGCAUCCCACUAUCACCAGCAGCAUCACCAGCAGCAACAGCAUCACCAACAGCAGCAGCAUCACCAACAGCACAAUCAGCAUCAUCACCAACAACAUAACCAGCAGCAUAAUCAGCAUCACCAUCAACAGCAUAACCAGCAGCACCACCACCACGCGCCGUCACACUCGCACUCCCACACUGGGCCCGCCCACUUCCACGCGCCGUCCCACUUCCAGCCGCACAGAGGCAGAAGCAGCGGCAACCACCACUCGUGGUUGUUGUGGUUCAAGAGUUUCUUCUUCCCCAUUUUCAAAGAAAAGUCGAAAGGAAGAAACUCGUUCAUUGCUGCAGCGCAAGCAGCCGCGGCUCAGGCUGCCUUUACACAAGCUGCCGAUGAAGAGGCAAAGGAAGUCGCUGCACUUGUCAACAAUGCAGCAACAAUUCAGCGGGGAGGCAAAAAGAAAUGUCCCAAAAGAGACCCACCCCCAGAAGAGUACCACGGUCGUCGCGGACGGCAGGGAAAGCGGAGGGGUGGAAGUCAAGGGGGAGGAGGGGGCAGUGGAGGAGGCGGUGCCGGAAGUGGAAGUGGAACAGGGGGUGGAGGCGACGGCGGGGGAAAUGAGAACAGAAAUGCAGGUGCUGGAGACGGCCUGGGCCUGGGAUGUCCUCAGCACUCUCGAGGUGCUGGGUCCAGGAGAGACAGACGUAAUAGAAAGGGUGGUCGGUGUACCUGCAAGUCAGAUGGAGUCACUCUGUUGGCAGGCGACAUGUCACUUAUGGAUGAAAUUGAUGAGGAAGGAGAGAUGUCCAACUUUGAAGAUCCAGUUCCAGCUGAUGAUCCCAUCAAUGAAUUUGAUCCUGAUCCUGACAUAAGUAAAAGAGGGAAGGAUAUUCUUGGCAGUAAGGAUACAAUCAUUGAGACUGAAGGAUCAAAACGAUUUGAGAGAGAAUGGGAAGGAGACAAAGGAAAGAAGACUGAAUUAGAAACUAAACGAGAUUCCUCAAGUCAAAGCCAUAACCAGGCAAGCAAUACAAAAGGUUCUCGCUCUGGAAAGAAAGGCAAAGGGAAUCAGAUUAUUAUUGACAAUCACAACGCAUCACACACUGAGCAGCAGAAUCACAGUCACAAGACCCGAAAUCAGUCUAAAAGUCAUCAAAGUCAAGGCCAUGAACUGCAAACCAAUGACCAAUUUGGGCGUCAUGGUCAUGAACAACAAGGACCUAAAAGUCAGAGUUAUGAACAGCAAGGACGUCAAAGUAAAGGGAAGGAUCCAGGUCAACAAAACAAAUUACAGGAUCAAGGCCAACAUAUUAAAGGGCAAGAUAUUUUGCUGCAAAAUAAAAGCCAUGAUCAAGCCCAACAUAAUAAAGAUCAGACGCUUCAAAUUAAAGGACCUGAUCAGUCCCCACAACUAGGAAAGCAAAGCAAGGGACAAGACCAAGGGCAGCAGAACAAAAGCCAAGAUCAAGGACAACAAAGCAAAGGACAGGAUCAAGGACAACAGAGUAAAAGUAAUGAUCAAUCGCAACUAAAUAAAGGUCAAGAUCAAGGACAACAGAACAAGAGUAAUGAGUCCUUACAACAAAACAAAGAUAACAAAAAUGAUCAAUCGCGCUCGAAUCAGUCAGGUCGCCGUGGUCAGGGUGGCGACCAACAGUCUGGAAAUCAACGUCAGCAGGGAAGCAAAAAGAGUCAAGGAGGAAGUCGAACCCAUGAUCAAAGCCAUGUUCGCAUUGACAGCAUGACUGUGAGAAGUAGAAAUGCUUACAGGCAAGGGAAGAACAGUGGUGGUAGUGGAACACCUGCUACUGAAAAUAAGCGGAGUAGUAUUUCGGAUUCUGGUGAGUCAUGUUCCCUUGAGCUUCCUUAUAAAAUCAAAGCAUCUGAUAGUUCAGGAAAAAGAUCUCCGAUCAUCUCUACUGUAACUUACAGUAGUGGAUUUGUAGACAUUAGUCAGCCAUCCACUAUGUCUAAUCAUUCUCAACAGGACCCUCCACCGGCACCGCCACCACCCAUCAAGAUGUGGGAGACAUCAUUCAGUGAGGUGGUGGCUAGAGGUGAACACACUUACUCCACAGUGGCUCGUAUGGGCAGCAAAGCCAGCACAGCAAGUACUAGUACUAGUACCAGUACACUAACUAUGACAGCAAGCACCACAUCAGACAGUGUGCCUGAAGUUUGUGCCCCGGUCAACAUCGAAAGAGUUAACAUUGACCCUACUGUCCUGGCAAGUGCUCCUGAUAACGGUUGUGCAGACUUUGUCCUGAAUGGCUGUACCGAUUCACAGAAUCUGGCUCUGUUGACAUUUGGUAUGAAGGACAAUAUGUUCAAAGCUCCUUGCUCUCCUCAUGAUGGAGCUCAUCAGUCACCAGAACAAAAGAAGGAACUUGGUCCGAUUGGGCCAAGGAAGAAACCAUCUGGACAAAACACUGCAAUAAUCGCGCCGUGGACUGAAAACGGAGCAUCUAGUUUGGUCCCUCAGCCUCCCUCCUCACCUGUGGUGUCGUCAAUUUUCCUGAGAGAAGGUCUUCGAGAAGGUCUUAGAGAGCCUUAUGAUACUUAUCCUGUCAUACCACCACCGGGAAUGGAUCCUCUUAAGGAAGGUCAAUAUGCGAGGUAUGCAAUGGAAAAUCGUUCACCCUCAAACAUGGCUAGUGAAUAUCCAUCGGAACCAACGGCUUCAUUUGACGAUGUGUAUGAGCAAUUCCACGAUCCUGAUGGACAUUUCAGUGGUGGAAGGACUCAACAACAACAACAACAGCAGCAGCAGCAGCAACAACAACAGCAGCAGCAGCAACAACUAAUUGGGCCAUUUGACUCUAUACGCCCCCCUCUUUAUGUUGGACCUUCAUCAUACAGCUUGAACCGUGUCACAGACCAUCAAUUGGAACAUCCUAUGGAUCUAAAUGGGGACCUAUUACACGAAUCUUGUGAUCAGCGAGUUGAGCAAGGAUUUGACCAGCCUUAUGACCAAUCUUUUGACCAGUCUUAUGACCAACAAUUUGACCAAGCUGCUUUGAAACAACAACCCUCUCAACAAGUGAUAGGUGGUCAACAGCAUCAAAUUGAUAUGCUUGUCCAACAGUUUCAACAGCAAUCAAUGCAGUCACAUCCUCAAUACCCUUCAGUUCAUCAAAUCCAGCUUCAACAACGGCAACUGCCUCAAACGCACUUGCAACAGCAACAACCACAACAGCCGCAGCAACAGCAGCCCUCACAGCAACAGCCCCCGUCACAGCCGCAGCAACAGCAGCAACCGCCACAGCAAGCACAGCAGCAACAGUCUCAGCAGAUGUCCAUGCACAUGUAUCAGCAACAGCAAAUCGGGCCUCAGGGUCAGGCGGUUGUCGUUAUUGGAGGUCAAAGAAAUAUUAUUGGAGAGGCUGGUAUCAUGCCUUACAUGUGGCUGGAUCAACAGUCUGCACAAGCUGCACAGGCGGUGCAAGCGCAACAACAAAUGCCACAGCAGCAACAGCCUACUCUCCCACAUCAAAUAACUCAAAUGUCACAGCAAAUUGCUCACCACUUGCCUCAACAAAUUUCCCAACAGUCUCCCAAACCCAUCCAAAUUCCUUCUCAGUAUUCCCAGCACCAGUUCCCCCAACAGCCAGCUGUGUCCCCUCAAACUUUAGCACAGCAAAUGCAGCAGUAUCACUUGCAGCAACAACAGAUGCAGCAGUCGCAACAGUCACAGCAGCAACAGCUGCCACCGGCACAACAAAUGCAUCAACCAUCCCCAGCACAACAGGCAAGCCAGCAGCACAUCAGCCAACAUCACCAGCAGCAAGUGACGCAACAGCAGCAACUGCACUUAAUCCAAGACGAGCGAAACAACAUGGUGGAUGAUGAGCAUCAGCCCCCAAGAUUCAGAGCUGAGAACUGGCAGAGGGUGGGCUCGCCAUGGGACAAGUCCUCAUCGAGUGGGUCUGGCAACACAGCUGUUGGCUCCAGGUCAGCUGCUGCCAAUGCGUCUGGAAAUAAUCCUCCACAUGGAAAUGCAGUGGGGAGUUCACUGGGGAGCGCCCUAGGUACAAUAGGAAGUUCCCUUGGAAGUUCAAUCGGGAGUCCACCUGGCAUUGUGCCUGCAAGCGCAGUAGGGCAACCUGUCGCGUUCAAAGGCCAUGAGGGUCGAAGCUCGGGACGGGACUCGGGCAUUGAGUCCUUGCCAAGUGGAGCCCGCAAUGGGUCUUUGUGGGGAGCCGUUGGUGAAACGUGGAUUGGCACUGCUGAUGUUGGAGCAGCUGCUGCAGCUGCUGCGAGGUCAGCAGCCCCAGCCAGCACAGCUAGCUCAACGUCAACCAUCGGGACAUCCAGCAGCAAUUGUCUGGCGACUACUUCAUCCAGCAUUUGGUCAAGCGAGUCUCUGUUGGGAAUAAGCCGGCCUUACACCCGGGAGCGGCCGGCCAAUGCUCAGGGGACCACCGCAGGGAACCAGCGGCAAGAGCAGGAAAAUACUUUUGAUCCAUUCCGUUCUCGAACGAUCAGCAACAUCUGGAGUUCUAAGACAAGCGGAAAAUAAAUGGGAUUAUUGAUCAACGGAAGAUCCAACUGAUUCUGAAGACUGGUAUAUUGGGACUGCUCUGAUUGUGUUUUAGGAAACCUUUCAGAAUCAUAUGAGAGAGUGCAUUUUGGUUGUCUUUGUUUCUCUUGACUUUCCUUCUUUCGGUAUUACUCAACUUUUAUUUUUUGUGAUCAGAAAUGUAAAUUGAUGGGGAAGCUCUGGUUGGGUGACCACAGUGAUAGAACUAAGAAAUGUUUUAUUUGAAACACAAUUUAUUAGAGAACUUAUCAGCAGACUUCUCUGCCCCAGUUAGCCUUGUGAUGCAACAUGUGUGAAUGAUUGAAUCUGUUUUUAUUAGAUUCACUGAACCUUUACUUCAUCAAGAAGUUUUUAUUUGUUACAAACGAUGUAUUAUUUUCCAUGUAAAUGUCUAUGUGAUACAAUUUUACAUCUAAGGCUUAUUGUAAGUUAGAUAUUAACAUACAAAUCUUAUAUUUAUGUAUUUGUCUUCCUCUCAAUGUAUAUUCUUGAUGUUUUUUUUUUGUUUGUUUUUUUAAAUAAUUCUUUUUCAGUAGGAGGUGUAGGAAGAAGUCUUCCUUCCAAGAUUCAUUAUUUCAAGGUGAAAUUUUGCAGCUUUGUUUAUCCUCUUAUAAAUUGCAAGUUUUUGAAAGGUGUCCUGCAAUUUAGAAAGUAGACAAACACUGUCUCUGUAAAACCUAGUCUAACUUAAGGUAUUCCAGUAAAUUUUGUGUUAAAGCAGCUCAUGGUUUAGUUUCAGUUUUCCAAAGUUCGUUUUUUAUAAUUAUUGAUACUUUCUCCUGACAUUUUGCCUUGCCAGUAGGUUGCAAUUUUAAUUUAAAUUUGUGACUGCCAGUUUUAGGUUUCUUUUCCUUUGUGAAAAAUAAUUCUGUGAUUUUUUUAUUUAAGAACUUCUUGUAGAUUUAGGUUUUGCUCUUAAAAAAGAAAACAAAAGAAAAAUUGGUUGUGAAUCCGUUCAGCAGUCAGUUUGUUACUUUGUGAUUUUCCUUAGAAAAAGUAGCACAUAAGGGCUCUUUAGUUUAGUCAACGAAUGUUUAAUUGUCCUUAAUUUAUUAUUGAUGAGAAAUAUUGUAACAUCAUAUUUCUUCUAUUUAUGAUGAAUUCUCAGGCACUUCUGUUGCUACAGACUGAUUUACAGAACUUGCUUGCUGUACUGUACAUAUAUUAUUUCAAUACCUUAGUAUGAUGUACUAAGAGCUACUCUCUGUGAUUAUGUUCAUUGGUACACUCAAUGCAUGCAAUUCCAAUCACACUGAACACGAUGAUCUUUGCAGCGCUUUUUGUAGUGAAGUGAGGAGGAGUUCAAAAGUGCUGUGAGACUUAAUGUGAAUAAAAAGGCAAGUGGUACUGUAAGUGUAGGGCAGAAGUAUGUGAGCAGAGCAUGAAAGGAAGGCAUCCUUCUAUCAAGGUGUCAUUUCAUUGUUGAAUGUUAUAGCCAUCUUGUGAUGUUCGUCAUUUUGUAAAGAUGCUUCUGAUGUAAUAAUUUAAUUAUAGUGCGGAUACUUCAAACGUCUGCAUUAUGUACAAAGAGUCUUUACUUGUAGUAAAUAAUGCCAUGAACACUCCCCCUCCUCCCCAACCGUCUUUCUAAAAUUGUAUGUCCUCAAGCAGUGAGUAACACCUUUAGGGUGGUGUAAACACCUGCUUGUUUGUCCCUUCCAUUCACCCCUCAUAUUAAUUGCUUAGUGGUAAUUAAGAACUGAAUACGGCAGAAACAUAUCCAUUUGUUACAGAUUUUUUUUUGUUUUACUGAACGCUUUUUGCCAUUUUCUGUUUGAGUAAAAACUAUAGUGCAUCAAUGAGUUUUGAAGAACCCUUGUCAAAGGAACUUGAUUCUGGACACUCAUUUUUAAGGUGAACCAACCAUGUAGUUCAUUGAUCCUUAAAUCUAAGUAACUUAUGCCAUCUAUUUGUGUGUGUUAUUAAUUUAUGUAGAUAUUCCAUUUCCAACCCAUGGCUCCAACCUGUAAUUUUGGUUGUGGUCUCUUUGUACCUGUUUGUUAGUUCAUGAAAGCUGCUAAGUUUCAUGAGGAAAAUGCCAAGGUUUCUUGUGCUGUAGUCAUUCAAAGGCACAUUGCUUUGUUAAUUUAUGUUGGCAUCUGAACAAUUGUUAGUUUUUAAUUAAUGACAUUGCCAAAGAAGAAUUAUUUGGUACCCCUUUGUGUUGUUGCUCAACAUAUAUGUUGCAGUUCUUGUCUUGAUUAAUGGAAGUGUUUGUGUAUCUUUCUGAAAAGAAUGGAACAAUAAAAAUGAACAAAUGUAGUGAA